This is a messenger RNA of Rhizophagus irregularis DAOM 181602=DAOM 197198, 591 nucleotides long. RefSeq lists its product as uncharacterized. NCBI's taxonomy places the organism in Eukaryota, Fungi, Glomeromycota, Glomeromycetes, Glomerales, Glomeraceae. The record is from RefSeq and is a predicted model, not a curated record.
AUGUCGCCUUUAAGUAGAUCUUGGGAUAAUGCAUCAUUAUUGAGUGGAUUUAUCAUUCAAGCAUAUAUUUUUCAAAUUGGUAUUGUUACCGAUAAUGGUUCCAUUGAUGAUGAUGUAUUACUAGUAAUUGAUAAUACAGUUUUUGAAGAGAAAGCUGUCCUAAUUCUUUGGGAAUACAAAAAUGAGAUAGGUACAGGAGGAAAAGAUCCUUCAAUUCAAGGGGGUGUGACCGAAAAGAUUCGCAAUAGUUCUUGUUACCCAUCCAUUAUUCUUGCUAUUGCAGGGUCUUGGAUUUGUGUCCUUGGUGCUGUGUAUCUUGAAAACCCCGUAAUUGAGCUACUCACUGAUUUCAUUCUAAUGAUGAAUCGCCCUGAAGACAAUGGAAAAAGAGUAGAAGAGCUUGCAGUUUUUUUUGAGUCUUUACAUCUUGCCUUUCAGACUUUAGAUAACUACUACAAAGGCUUAAAAGAAUUAGAUGAGACCGAAGCUGAAAAGAUACAAAGGACAGCUUUCUCUCCGAAAACUGUAUUAUCAGUUAGUAGUACAUCAUCAUCGAUGGAACCAUUAUCGGUAGCAAUUGAUGUUUGUUAG